UACUUCACCGUUGUCAAAUAGUCACGGAGUUGUAGUCACGAGCUGUAAUUGUUAUUUUGAUCACAAUCUACGAUGGUAGACGCUUUUGGGGCAAUUACUUGGUGGGGAUGUAGCCCUGCCCUGGAUCUACAACACGAAUUCUUAAAUUUGACAUCCAAAUUUAGAAAGUUAGAAGUAAAACAUGGAGAAGAUGAAAAGGAACCAGAUCAGUUUAAUAUUCUCCUGAUUGGUGCUGGAGACUGCAGACAUAUUCUUAAAACCCUGGCAUAUGCUAAAAGAUAUCCAAGAAAGAUGAUAAAUGUUUAUGUUGUAGAAAAUAACAUUGAACUCUUGGCUCGGCAUCUACUUCUCUUGUCAAUUGCUUUGGAGCCUAAAGAAAAACUUGGACUACAAGAAAAGACUGAGCUAUUUCUUGAGUUGUUUGGAAAUAGUCACAUACGACCCCAAACCAGUGAAUAUUUGCAAAACAUAUCAGCAGAAUUUAUAAGAAUGGUGACAGAUUUGGACUACCUUGAAGCUUGUUUACCAUGCUUUAACUUGUCACAUCUCAAGUUUUUUGACAGAGAUGUUUUGGAAGGAAUUUUUAAAUUUUGGAGAAACACUGAUGCAAAAUUAUUGGAUAUGCAGAAGGCAUGGGAAACAAGGGUUCGUGAGUAUCUUGCAGCUCGUUUCGAUUAUCGAGCCAAUGUUUUUGACUGGGAUUUUGUCAUGAAAUUGCAAAAAAUGGCUUCAGUUGUUAAUGAACAUGAAUACAAGAAUUGGCGUGAACAGGGAGUGGCUUUUAAACUCAGGGAAGACUCCACUUAUGAAGUAUCUAACAGAUGUUUGUCAUCUGAACUCGUAUUCAAAAAGUCUCAGGGGCCAAUAGCAAUCCGUGGUUACUGGGGAGACAUUGUUAACAGUCCCUAUAUCAGCUUUGGAAUUCAAUCUGAGGAGCAAAGACUAUUCAAAGUCAACAAUGGUCAGCAUAUUAAGACAGCAACUGAUGUUGCAGAGUUUAAUAUCACUGCAAUGAUGCAUGAACUGAUGACUGGAAAAAAGUACAGUCUUCCAAAUGAUGAAGAUAAGAAACCUAAAGUUCUMGAGGAAGCAACAUUUAAAGAGAUUAUUGAGGAAGAAGAAGAAGAAAAAGGGGAAGAAGAAGGACAUGGAGAAUGCCAAGGGGUGAAAACACAGGAGAAUAAAGAGCAAAAUAUAGAUAAUAAGGACUACCUCAAAAUUGACAGGUUCAAAAUCCAUUUCCAGACGUGCAAUCUUUUAUCAGACUUUCACAAAAGGCCCAAGUUUUCCCGCAAAUUUCACUGUGUUUACUUCUCGAACAGACGGGUCCAUUGUCUAAUCCCAGAAGUGAAGAAUGUAUUUGCUGAUAGAGCAGUGCUUUUCAUUGAAUCGACAAAGUUUAUGUUGGAUUUGGAUCCUAAACUUAAAAAAGAGUACAUGGAUAAAGCCAUUGGAAUGGCACGUGCUGCAGGAUGUGAGCCCACAAGAGAAUUCGAUGGCCUGCAGGAUGCCCAUGCAAUAUUUACCUUUGAUAUGAGAAAUCAACCAUCAUCGUGAGAAUAUUUUACUAACCUACACAUACGUGUACACCGCGGUGGUGGAUACUUGAGACAAAUGACUAUCGAACAAGGGGAAAAUAAAAGAAGCUACGCGUCAAAAAUAGAUUACAUGUGCCUUACGCUUUCCUUAUGCUUUCUUAAAUGAACGAAACUUGGAAGAGGCCUGCUGACUCGGGCAUCGCGGAAGCUAUGGAGUUGAUGGUGGUAGAAGAGCUAGUCUAUGGUUGAACAGUUAUGUGUGUGGGUGAAUUUAUAGACGCCGUACUGAACUCGGACGCGAUUGUGAGAGACUCGCCAGUGUGACAUUGGAUUUGUUUAAAAGAACUGUGACAUUUUUGGCAGUGAUUUGUGAUUAUCAUUUCUGAUUGAAUUAUUGCUUAUUUAUGUUGGUUGCCAAGAGAAUAUUUAACAAUUAUUCGCCGAAGGCGAAGUGAUUAUCGGGGAAUAUUCCCCAAUAAUCACUGAGCCUGAGGCAAAUAAUUGUUUUAGUACAAAUACACAGGUGAUUCUUUCAAAAAAAGAAGA
This is a messenger RNA of Actinia tenebrosa (Australian red waratah sea anemone), 2084 nucleotides long. Its product is annotated as dynein axonemal assembly factor 3. The record is from RefSeq and is a predicted model, not a curated record. Gene Ontology annotation, biological process: motile cilium assembly; axonemal dynein complex assembly. Lineage: Eukaryota; Metazoa; Cnidaria; Anthozoa; Actiniaria; Actiniidae.